Molecule: messenger RNA, 1826 nt
Organism: Trifolium pratense (red clover)
Lineage: Eukaryota; Viridiplantae; Streptophyta; Magnoliopsida; Fabales; Fabaceae
Product: high affinity nitrate transporter 2.5
Exons: 3
Coding region: 174-1709 (511 amino acids)
Biological process (GO): transmembrane transport
Molecular function (GO): nitrate transmembrane transporter activity
Source: RefSeq, a predicted model, not a curated record
AUUCACUUUUGAGCUAAAAGUCAAACAAAGUAGUUGGCUUUGUGCUCAAAAAAAACAUUAUAGAAAACUUGAUGUCAAAUACACAUUAAAAGGUCAUACUCAUACACAAUAUCUCAACCCAAAUCCAAUACAAUAUUUUCAUAGCCCUGCCCUGUCCAAUCCAACACACAAUCAUGAAUCUAGAGCUCCCAACACCAUCAACCAAUGAACCUCCCCAACAAAAAUUCUCUCUUCCAGUUGAUUCAGAAAACAAAUCAACAGUCUUCAAAAUACACUCAAUAGCCAAACCUCACAUGCUAGCAUUCCAUCUAUCAUGGUUCUCAUUCUUUGCAUGUUUUGUUUCAAGUUUUGCAGCAGCACCACUUGUUCCUAUAAUCCGCGACAACCUUAAUCUAACAGCAACAGACAUAGGAAAUGCCGGUGUUGCAUCUGUUUCUGGUGCUGUUUUUGCAAGAAUUGCAAUGGGAACAGCUUGUGAUUUAGUUGGACCUCGUCUUGCUUCGGCUUCUCUUAUUCUCUUAACUUCACCGGCUGUUUAUUGUACUUCAAUUAUCAAUUCUGCUACUAGUUUUCUUCUUGUAAGGUUCUUCACUGGUUUUUCUAUAGCCACUUUUGUUUCUACUCAGUUUUGGAUGAGUUCUAUGUUUUCUACUACUGUUGUUGGCAGAGCAAAUGGUUUUUCAGGUGGUUGGGGUAACCUUGGUGGAGGAGCUACACAACUCAUCAUGCCACUUGUAUUUUCACUCAUUCAAGAUAAUAUUGGUUCAACAAAAUUCACUGCAUGGAGAAUUGCAUUUUUCAUACCAGCUUUGUUACAAUCUUUGACAGCAUUUUCAAUUUUAAUAUUUGGUCAAGAUUUACCAGAUGGAAAUUUUCAUGGUUUAAAAAAAUCAGGUGAAAAAGCCAAAGAUGAAUUUUCAAAAGUACUUUAUCAUGGUGUGUUAAAUUAUAGAGGUUGGAUUUUAGCUUUAACUUAUGGUUAUUGUUUUGGUGUGGAGUUGACCGUUGACAAUAUCAUAGCUGAAUAUUUUUAUGACAAGUUUAACCUUAAACUUCAUACUGCUGGAAUUAUUGCUGCAAGUUUUGGUUUGGCUAAUGCUUUUUCUAGACCUGGAGGAGGUUUAAUUUCUGAUUUAAUGGCUAAGAGAUUUGGAAUGAGGGGUAGAUUAUGGUGUUUGUGGAUUUGUCAAACUUUGGCUGGUGUUUUUUGUGUGAUUUUGGGACUUGUUGGAAGUUUAAGUGUUUCUAUUGUUGUUAUGAUUAUAUUCUCUGUUUUUGUUCAAGCUGCUUGUGGAAUGACUUUUGGGAUUGUUCCUUUUGUCUCAAGAAGGUCCUUAGGGGUUAUAUCAGGAAUGGCAGGAGGAGGAGGAAACGUUGGAGCAGUAAUAACCCAACUAAUAUUCUUCAAAGGAUCAAGAUUUUCAAAAGAAAGAGGAAUAACACUAAUGGGUGCAAUGAUCAUAAUAUGCACAUUACCAUUAUUCUUAAUUUAUUUUCCACAAUGGGGUGGCAUGUUAUUUGGUCCAUCAUCAUUUAAAAAUGUUUCAGAAGAAGAUUAUUACUUGUCUGAAUGGAACUCAAAAGAAAGAGAAAAAGGGUCUCAUCAUGGUAGCUUGAAAUUUGCUGAUAAUAGUAGAAGUGAAAGAGGUGGAAAAUUGAAUAUUUCAACUAGGCCUUCUGAAGAUACUACACCACCACAAAAUGUUUGAUUUUUUUUUUUCUUUGUAAUUUUGUGUAUGUUUGUUUAUAGCACAAUAAAGUUUCAAUGUCGUUGUUUCUUACAUAUUCACAUGGUUUGAUGGAGUUUGCGGUUUCUUCACUCUCAA